Molecule: messenger RNA, 225 nt
Organism: Macrosiphum euphorbiae (potato aphid)
Lineage: Eukaryota; Metazoa; Arthropoda; Insecta; Hemiptera; Aphididae
Source: the annotation of a GenBank genome assembly
AUGGAUUUUAAUCGAAAGCAGGAUGAAGAUAUUAAACGCCGUCGACUGGAACGCUUGAAGAAGACGUUACUGCUGUCGCCGUUGGCGGUGUCAUCAUACUUGAAGAUAACCGGUCACACGUCCAGCGAGCUGCCGUCUCGGAAGAAGUCGGCGACGUCGAAGGACAGUACGGUGACGUCCCACCAGUUUCCACUUCCGGUCAGGGGCAUUCCAUAUUAUGCUUGA